AUACUAUUUCCCACACUUCCACGCAGCGUCUGGAGAGCGGCGCUGUGUCUUUAAGAGGCCGAGCCUCGCCGCGCCGCGCCGCGCUGUAGGGAUCGGCUGAUGGGGGAAGGGCUCUGGCUCUGGCUCUCGCUCUCGCACUCAUGGCGGAGAGCAGACCUUUCACCGCCGCUGCCGCCGUCGCCGCCGUCGCCGCUCGGAUCCGCCAAACCCGCGUCUGAUCAGGGGCGACAGGACGACAUGAGCGCUGCUGAGAUCGCGGACAGACUGCGCGUUGUGUUUCUGAUUUUACCGAGUCCGAGAGAGCCAGCUGCGUCCGUACACGGUGAGACGAAACAAACCUGUGUUAUUAUCAUCAUCAUCAUCAUCAUCGUCGUCGUCGUUAUACACUCUCCGAUCUCUCGGUUGCGUCUCACGUGUGCACCCUUGAAACGAUUUAGUGUCCUCACCGGGCCUGGGAGGCUGUGAGUUAUUCGGAAAGGAACUGAAGAACAAACAGGGGAAAUGGCUGCGACCGCUGGCUUCUCCUCCAAUGGACCCGUACCCUGGACGCUGAGCGACACCGAGGUGAACAAUCUCUACCGGGAUCUGGAGCUGGGCACCGUUUUGACUCUUUUUUACUCCAAAAAGUCCCAGAGGCCGGAAAGGAGGACGUUUCAAGUCAAGCUCGAGACCAGGCAGAUCAUCUGGACGAGGGGAACGGAUAAAAUCGAGGGCGAGAUUGAUAUUCGGGAGAUUAAAGAGAUCCGCAUGGGUCAGAAGUCACGAGACUUUGAGCGUUAUGUGGAGGACUCGACCGCCCGACCCGAACAGGCCUACUGCUUCGUCAUCCUCUACGGCACUGAGUUUCGGCUCAAAGCACUCAGUCUGGCAGCCACCUCAGAUGAGGAGAUGAUGAUGUGGGUGAAGGGCUUGAACUGGCUGGCGACCGAUACGCUAAGCUCCCCCACACCCCUGCAGAUAGAGAGGUGGCUGAGAAAACAGUUUUACGCAGUGGAUCGUAACAGAGAAGACAGAAUUUCCUGUAAGGAUCUGAAAAGCAUGCUGUGCCAGGUCAACUACAGAGUUCCCAAUAUGAGGUUCUUACGAGAGAAACUUCCGGACGGAGAGCUGAGGAAUGGAGAUGUAUCUUACAGUCAUUUCGCCCAGUUGUACCGCAGCCUGAUGUUUGACGCGCAGAAAUCAAUGGAGAUUCCACUGCUGCAGAGGCUUAUUGAGAGACCGGAGCAGAAGAUCUCACUGGAGGACUUCCAGAGCUUCCUGAUCGAACACCAGAAGGAGCUCUGGGCUACAGACAAUAACAAGGUGCAGGAGUUCAUGUUCCACUACCUGAAGGAUCCUCUGCGAGAGAUCGAGCAGCCUUACUUUCAUCAGGACGAGCUGCUCACGUACCUGUUCUCAAAAGAGAACACUAUCUGGGACUCAGAGCUUGAUCAGGUGAGGCCGGAGGACAUGAGCAACCCCCUGUCCCACUACUGGAUCUCCUCAUCCCACAACACCUACCUGACGGGAGACCAGUUUUCCAGUGAGUCGUCUCUGGAGGCGUACGCCCGCUGUCUGCGCAUGGGCUGCAGAUGCAUCGAGUUGGACUGCUGGGACGGUCCUGAAGGGAUGCCUGUUAUCUACCACGGUCACACCCUCACCACCAAGAUCAAGUUCAACGAUGUGCUUAACACCAUCAAAGAACAUGCCUUCGUUACGUCUGACUAUCCCAUCAUCCUCUCCAUCGAGGACCACUGCAGCAUUGUCCAGCAGAGGAACAUGGCCACCUUCUUUAAGAAGGUGUUUGGAGAAAUGCUCCUGACGAAAGCGGUGGACAUCUCCGCCGACGGUCUCCCUUCGCCCAAUCAGCUCAAGAGGAAGAUUCUGAUCAAGCACAAGAAAUUAGCCGAGGGAAGCGCGUACGAAGAGGUCUCGUCUUCAACGCCCUACUCUGAGAACGACAUCAGCAACUCCAUCAAGAAUGGCAUCCUGUACCUGGAGGAUCCCAUCAACCACGAGUGGUAUCCUCACUUCUUUGUUCUGACCAGCAAUAAGAUCUAUUACUCUGAAGAGACAUCCAGUAAUCAAGGGAACGAGGAUGAAGAGGAGCACAGAGAGAUCUGUAACGGCAUGGACCAGCACGUGACGGAGAAGUGGUUUCACGGGAAACUGGGAGCGGGACGUGACGGGCGUCAGAUCGCAGAACGGCUGCUGUCGGAGUACUGUCUGGAGACCGGUGCGCCGGACGGAUCCUUCCUGGUGCGGGAGAGCGAGACCUUCGUGGGCGACUACACUCUCUCCUUCUGGCGGUCCGGUCGGGUUCAGCACUGCAGGAUUCACUCUCGGCAGGAAGCCGGCAGCCCCAAGUUCUACCUGACGGAUAACCUGGUGUUCGACACUCUGUUCGCCCUCAUCACACAUUACCAGCAGGUGCCUCUGCGCUGCAACGAGUUUGAGAUGAAGCUGACCGAGCCGGUGCCUCAGACCAACGCUCACGAGAGCAAAGAGUGGUAUCACGCGUCCCUGUCCCGGAGUCAAGCGGAAAACAUGCUGAUGAGAGUCCCGCGUGACGGGGCUUUCCUCGUAAGGAAGAGAACGGAAGUCAACUCGUUCGCCAUUUCCUUCCGGGCCGAGGGCAAGAUAAAGCACUGCCGCGUGCAGCAGGAGGGGCAGACCGUGGUGUUGGGCACCUCCGAGUUCGACAGUUUAGUCGAUUUAAUCAGUUACUACGAGAAACAUCCGCUGUACCGGAAGAUGAAGCUGCGCUACCCCAUCAACGAGGAAACACUGGAGAAGAUCGGCACCGCUGAGCCUGAUUAUGGAUCUCUGUAUGAGGGACGUAACCCUGGGUUUUAUGUGGAAGCCAAUCAGAUGCCCACGUUUAAGUGCACAGUACGAGCCAUGUACGAAUACAAAGCCCAGCGUGAUGAUGAACUUUCCUUCAGUAAGAACGCCAUCAUUCAGAACGUGGACAAACAGGAAGGAGGCUGGUGGAAGGGAGACUAUGGAGGGAAGAAGCAGCUGUGGUUCCCUGCGAAUUACGUUGAGGAAAUCAGCCCGACAGCCGUGGAGCCCGACCGAUCACAGGCUACAGAGAACAGUCCUCUGGGAGAUCUCCUGAGAGGAAGUGUGGACGUGUCUUCCUGUCAGAUCGUGGUCCGGCCCGAAGGGAAGGGCAGCAGACAGUUCGUCUUCUCUCUGGUGCCUGUGGCUUCGCCUCGCACCGGCCCGGUGCUGGACAUCGCCGCCAGCUCACAGGAGGAGCUGAAGGACUGGGUGGUGAAGAUCCGCGAGGUCACCAUGACCUCUGAAGCCAAGCUUGAGGAGGGUAAAAUGAUGGAGAGAAGAAAGAAGAUUGCUCUCGAGCUGUCGGACCUCGUCAUCUACUGCCGACCGGUUCCUUUCGACGAAGACAAGAUCGGAACGGAGAGGGCCUGUUUCCGGGACAUGUCCUCGUUUCCCGAGACCAAAGCGGAGAAGUACGUGAACCGAAUCAAAGGGAAGAAGUUCCUGCAGUACAACCGCCUGCAGCUCUCUCGGAUCUACCCCCGAGGCCAGCGCCUGGACUCGUCCAACUACGACCCCUUACCCAUGUGGCUGUGCGGCAGUCAGCUGGUGGCCCUCAACUUCCAGACCGCAGAUAAGCCCAUGCAGAUGAACCAGGCGCUCUUCAUGCUGAACGGCAAGAGCGGUUACGUGCUGCAGCCGUCCAUCAUGAGAGACGACAGCUUCGACCCGUUUGACCGGCACUCUCUGAGAGCAGUGGAGCCCAUCACGCUCAGCAUAGAGGUUUUGGGAGCGCGCCACCUGCCCAAACACGGCCGAGGUAUCGUCUGCCCUCUCAUCGAGAUCGAAGUUUGCGGAGCAGAAUAUGACAACGCCAAGCAGAGGACUGACUCUGAAGCGGACAAUGGUCUGAACCCCACCUGGCCCAAAAAACCCUUCCGGUUCACCGUCUGCAACCCUUCCUUUGCCUUCCUGCGCUUCGUGGUCUAUGAAAUCGACAUGUUCAAUGACCAGAACUUUCUCGCCCAGGCAACGUUCCCCAUCAACUGCCUCAAAACAGGCUACCGGUCGGUCCCGCUGAAGAACAGCUACAGUGAGGAUCUGGAGCUGGCGUCUCUGCUGGUGCACAUGGACAUCGUCAGAGGACGGCAUGAGAACGGCGAGAUGCUCAGUCCGUUCUCGACGGCGGGGGCGAUGGCCAUGGCCAUGCAGGUGGGCCGGGAGCGGAUGGGGGACACCAGCUCCACCUCUUCCACGUCCUCCAUGUCCCCGCUGCCCUCGUCCCCGGGCCAGGCGCUGGGGUAUCGCGGCCGGGAGGGCUCGUUCGAGGCCCGCUACCAGUCUCCGCUCGAUGACUUCAGAGUGUCCCAGGAGGCGCUGUUGGACCACGAGAACAGGAGGCUCCGCAGGGCUCGCGUCAGCGCUGAUAACCGAGCGUAACCCGGUCGGCCGGGCGUGCGACGGACGGACGGAGCGAGCGACGCAAGGCCAGCGACAAGGGUCCCACAGAGCUGAUGAUGUCAAGGACUGCCGUGAAGCCGCUUCUGUGGAAACCGUCAUCGCUGGCGUUUUCGGACAGAUCUUCCUCUCUCUGCGAGUCUCUCCCGCUCCGGGCCGCGUGAGGGGGGGGGGAAUCAACGGAGCUGCGGCUCACGGACAGAAACGAACAAUUAUCUGCUUGGCUACAAUCUGAACCUGCGGCGGACGGGACGGGGGUGUUCUGAUGCGGCGCGAGACUCAAGGACAAGGCCAAUGUUUCAAAAUUGAGUGGGGGCUGUAUCAUUCAUCACUUUGAAACCGAUUCCAGGUUAACAAUUAUGGAGUAAUAAUACUUUUUCUUUACUCUGUCUCUCUGGCUUAUAUAUAUAUAUAUAUAUAUAUAUAUAUAUAUAUAUAUAUAUAUAUAUAUAUAUAUAUAUAUAUAUAUAUAUAUAUAUAUAUAUAAAAUGUGUGUGUGCGCCCCAUGUUGCUGUCGGUUAGAAAAGCGUUGCAGCUGAUCUGCUCUCAAAGAGCCUCUCACUCCAGAUUUUUGUAUUUCAUUUCAGAUCGAUUAUUUUUAUUAUUUAAACGUCUGUUUCGUAAUGUUGUUUUUUUUCUACUCGUUUUAACAUGAGGGCUUGGCCUUUUUAAUUGCGUUUUUCGCCUCUCUCUUCCCUCUUUCCGAGUUACUGGACUGAACACGUCCCAGGAUGCUCUUGCGUUUCGUGUUUUUUGGCACAGGCAGAUGGCAGCGUUGAAGACCUCAUCGAAGCGUCCGCUGUCUGAGCAUCAGGAAGGCGUUCUUCGACAUUUACCAACUUUUAUUUAGUUUUAAUAUACAGUUACGACGUUAUCAAGUGACCAGAGAGCAAUAUCACUCUCCUUGUUUUAUGUUGUGCCAGUCUGCACAGGUGGACUUGAAUUCACAAACAGCUCAGGUGGGGGUUUUCAGGCUACGGAAGCAUCAGAAACAUUGUGUAUUUAGUUUACAAGACUUGGACCAUCUCAUUUCAGAACGUUUUAUCCCUCUAUCACCGUUUCUGUCGUUUAGUCACCGUUUCUCCACAUUUCAGCAAUUGAGAAGUCUUGUUCCUGAAGGCUUUUUAUCGUUUUUGUCUUUAAAUAGGGAGGACGUUUUAUGUGCGAUUUAGUAGCGUGUUAACCAUGAUGUCUGUUUGAAGAAAGCCAAAGGUAGAUUGUGCAGGUGGUUCAUACAAAAAAUUGGGACCAAAAUAAGUCCGUCUCAGUUCAUUGGGUUACAAAGUAGAGAAUAUAUGGAUGUUUUGUUUUUUCUUCUGUGGACAGGAGUAAGGGCAUUUUGGUCAGUUUUUUUUUUAAGAUGUAUACCUUGUUCCAAGCUGUCAUAGUUUUGUGUUAUGCCAUAUUAUUGCUAAAAUACAGAUUGUAAUUGAUUGAUAACCGGCUAAGACUGAUGAGUUAGAUUAGAGUUGAUGUACAGUAAAAACAAGGCCAUAUUUAUUGUAGCUCUGAUAAGUUUCAUGCAUUCUCUUGUUUAGCCAGUAGAGGUUGAGAUGUUACCAAACUGCACACGUACACAUGCCAUCGAUUUCUGCAAAACAUUUAGUGUCUAACAGCCAUAUAAGAAGCCAUUGUGAUGCUGUUGCAUUAUUUUUCUGUCACUGAUGCUUUACCUUGCUCUCCGUUUGACCAUGGGGUCCAGAUGUGUUUAUGGAGCAGGGUGACCAAGGAAAAAUCAUCUGACAUUUUCUUCCCCCCUUUUGUUUGCCUUGUGGCUGCUAUGUUAUGGCAGUAUUGUCACAGUAUUUAUUUGGUUCUGUGCAUGACAGCUCAGAGUCUGCUCCACAAUUAACUCCUCAAUUUCCCCAGACUGGGCACCUACAGGAAUGCUAACUCAUUAGAAAGUUGGGGCAUUUUAACAUGGAGGGAUGUGCAAUUCGAGCAACCAGCUAGCGCCUUUGGAUGCAUGUGUAAGUUUUCAUUCCUCUUUUUCUAGUGUAUAGCAAAUUGCAUUAUGCAAUCUAGAAAUAUUACAGAAAGACACAGGGACCAUAAUCACUUCCUGAGCUCUGAGAGGAAAAGACAUGGCCAAACUCCUUCAGAGGGAAUUCACUCAAGUUCCCUUGCAUUAAUUCCUAAUUAGCCAACAUUCCCUCAAUUUGUUUUCAGUGUUAAUCCCUUUCCUUGUACUUCUGUAGCCCCUCUCCAGUCUGUAAAUUAGUUUCUGCUGUCUUCUUGCAUCAUCUUUCAUGUGCCUUGGUGUAUGUAUACAUAUAUACAUCAACGAAAGAUUCCCUGUCGGACAUGUAUGCCUUUUUCUAUGCUUUCUUGCAUCAGCAUUUUGUUACCAAUGUUCUUAUUUACAAACCAAGCCUUUUCUGUAACGUGCCUAUGCUAUAUUGGAGGAAGUAUGUUUUAAUUUUGCUUUUCAUAUGAAACAUAAUCAAGCCUGAGAAUAAAGUACUUAUUCAACAAUAAAAA
Messenger RNA from Puntigrus tetrazona (Sumatra barb), 6924 nucleotides. It is a transcript of the gene plcg1, whose product is annotated as phospholipase C, gamma 1. Lineage: Eukaryota; Metazoa; Chordata; Actinopteri; Cypriniformes; Cyprinidae. The transcript is spliced from 33 exons. Bases 502 to 4425 code for a protein of 1307 amino acids. The record is from RefSeq and is a predicted model, not a curated record. Gene Ontology annotation, biological process: positive regulation of epithelial cell migration; phosphatidylinositol-mediated signaling; phospholipid catabolic process. Gene Ontology annotation, molecular function: protein binding; phosphatidylinositol-4,5-bisphosphate phospholipase C activity.